This is a messenger RNA of Syngnathus acus (greater pipefish), 6665 nucleotides long. It is a transcript of the gene sbf2, whose product is annotated as SET binding factor 2. The transcript has 42 exons. The record is from RefSeq and is a predicted model, not a curated record. NCBI's taxonomy places the organism in Eukaryota, Metazoa, Chordata, Actinopteri, Syngnathiformes, Syngnathidae. The coding region runs from base 102 to 5801 and encodes 1899 amino acids.
UUACGCAUGCGCACUGACAGCCCUACUGUCAAAAAUGGCUGUGCUUUGGAAGCAGGAAAAAUGCUGAAUUGUGUUGGCACAGCUCGGGAAAAGCGGCAGACAUGGCAAGAUUGGCUGAUUACUUUGUUGUUGUGGGAUACGAUCAGGAAAAAGCCGGUUCAGGAGAGGGAUGUGGCAAGAUCAUUCAGCGAUUCCCCAAGAAGGACUGGGAGGGGACAGCCUUCCCUCAGGGGGUGGAGAUGUUCUGCCAGCCGGGAGGUUGGAAGCUGUCCAGAGAGAGAAAAGCACCCACUUUCUUCACUGUCGUGCUGACGGAUAUUGAAUCAGACAGACACUACUGCUCCUGCCUCACUUUUUAUGAGGCUGAGGUCAAUCUACAGGGAUCUAAAAGUAUUGAGGUUGACGAAGAUGAAGAUGAAGAGGUGGAAGAAGAUUGCUUGAUCCAGCCAGCUCAAGUGUUUGCACCAAAAAGUCUCAUCCUUGUGUCCAGAUUGGAUCAUCCAGAAAUAUUCAGGGGUUGUUUGGGACUGAUCUACACCGUGCACAUCGAUAGCCUUACAUUCCCUUUAGAGGGUUUGGUGGCCAAUCUGUUUAUAUUCCAGGUUCCUCUGGCUGGUGGAUCCCAGAAGCUGUUUAGCCUGGGAGCAGGCGACCGGCAGCUAAUCCAAACUCCUCUGAAUGACACAUUACCUGUCACAUGCAAGAGUGUUGCUCUGCUCUUCCAGCAGCUAGGAAUUCAAAAUGUUUUGAGUCUGUUUUGUGCGAUUCUGACUGAGCACAAAGUUUUGUUCCACUCCACAAGUUACCAGAGGCUUGGGGAGGCGUGUCGCGCAUUGGAAGCUCUUAUGUUUCCCCUCAAGUACAGUUAUCCCUACAUCCCUAUCCUGCCUUCACGCCUACUGGAGGUGCUGAGCUCGCCGACACCCUUUAUCAUUGGCGUGCACUCCAUGUUUCAGAGUGAAAUCCAGGAUCUGUUGGAUGUCAUUAUCGCGGACCUUGAUGGAGGCACAAUCAAAAUCCCAGAGUGUAUCCACUUGUCUCUACUUCCGGAACCUCUGCUCAGCCAAACACAGGCGGCUUUGUCACUGGUAUUGCAUCCUGAUCUAGAGAUUGCAGACAAUGCGUUCCCUCCACCUCGCGCUGCACCCUCCAACCUCAAAUUGUUGGACAAAGAGGUGAGGGCUGUCUUUCUCAGGCUGUUUGCACAACUCUUCCAGGGCUACAGGUCCUGCCUGCAGCUCAUUCGUAUCCAUUCUGAAACUGUGAUUCACUUUCACAAGACUGCCUUUCUAGGCCAGCGAGGCCUCAUUGAGAACGAUUUCAUCACCAAGGUCUUGGAUGGCAUGGCCUUCGCUGGGUUUGUCUCUGAGCGUGGGCCGCCUUAUCGAGCUUGUGAUCUCUUUGAUGAGCUGGUGGCCUUAGACAUUGAGAAAUUUAGGGAAGAAGAUCUCAACGCUCCGAAGCUGCAGAGACGCAUCAGGGAACUCUCGGAGCAGCUUUACAGAAAUGAGAUUCCGAACCCCCACUUGGCAUUCCAGAAAGUGCCUAGGCCAUCAGAGGGAUCACAUCUUCGGGUGCACCAGGUACCCUUCCCCCUGUUGUGUGACGAUCAAGUGGAGAAGCUGCUGCAGGAGGGUGUGGCCAAAAGCAUCAAUGCCCCUCCAUCAACACGGCCUGAGAAGAAGUGUGUUGUACCUGCUGGUCCUCCUGUCGUAUCCAUUAUGGGAAAGACAGGCUCUGUGUUUAACAGUGCUCGCAGGCUUGAGGUAGUGAGGAGUUGCAUAGCCUUCAUCUUUGAAAACAAGAUCCUCGAGACUGAAAAGACUCUCCCUGCUGCUCUGCGGGCACUCAAAGGCAAAGCCGCUCGCCAGUGUCUGACUGAGGAGCUAAGUCUUCACGUCCAGCAAAAUCGGGCCAUACUGGACCACCAACAGUUUGACUACAUCAUUCGGAUGAUGAAUUGUGCCCUGCAGGACUGUUCCAGCUCAGAGGAGUACACUGUGGCUGCCGCACUGCUGCCACUGUCAACAGCUUUUUACAGAAAACUGGUUGCUGGGGUGAACCAAUUUGCCUAUACCUGCAUCCAGGACCACUCCAUCUGGACCAGCCAGCAGUUUUGGGAGGCCACUUUCUACAGCGAAGUCCAGAGCCAGAUCCGAGCCUUGUAUCUCAACAGCCCAGAGGAGAAGUGGGGCUUCCUUGCCAGACUAAAGGAUGUGGGCAUAGCGCCUGCAAAAGGCGAGGAGCAGACAGCAAUGGACCUAGCUGCCGAGCAGCUGCGCUUGUGGCCAAGCCUGAAUAAAGAGAAGCAGCAGGAGCUGGUGAAGAACGAGGAGAGUACCAUUUUCAGUCAGGCCAUCCAUUACGCCAGCCUCAUGGUAUAUCUGCUAGUUCCUUUGGAUACCAGCAAGAACAAACUGCUUCGCAACACGCCCGCAGCUGACUGGGAGAGCGGCAGCAACAGCAUCGUCACCAACAGCAUCGCCGGCAGCGUUGCUGAGAGCUUCGACACAGAAAGCGGUUUUGAGGAUUCGGAGAAUAGCGACGUGGCCAACUCGGUGGUCAGGUUUGUGGCUCGCUUCAUUGACAAGGUGUGCACCGAGAGCGGAGUAACCCAGGAACACAUCAAGAACCUCCACAGCAUGAUCCCUGGCAUCGUCGCCAUGCAGAUGGAGGCUCUGGAAGCAGUUCACAGGGAGAGCAGGAGAUUACCGCCCAUUCAGAAGCCAAAAAUUCUACGCCCAGCACUGCUUCCUGGGGAGGAGUUUGUGACCGAGGGGCUGAGGGUGCUUUUGGAUCCUGAUGGCAGAGAAGAAGCUACUGGGGGGCUGCUGGGAGGCCCACAUAUCCUACCAGCAGAGGGAGCACUCUUCCUCACCACAUACCGCAUCAUCUUCAAAGGCAUUCCACACGACCCCCUGGUGGGGGAGCAAGCAGUGAUCCGAGCUUUCCCAAUGUCAACCUUGACUAAGGAGAAGAAGAUCAGCAUCCAGAACCAGCUGCAGCAGAACAUGCAGGAGGGGCUCCAGCUCCGUUCUGCAUCCUUUCAGUUGAUAAAGGUGGCUUUCGACGAAGAGGUGAGCUCGGAGAUGGUGGAGAUGUUCAGGAAGCACAUACAGCGGAUCCGCUACCCACAAUCCAUCUUCAGCUCCUUUGCAUUUGCUGCAGGGCAAACUCAACUUCAACUUAUCCUUCCAAAGCAAAAAGAAAGGAACACUGGCUUUAGAACACUAUCCAAAACUAUUGUCAAGGGAGCCAAAAGAGCCAGUAAGAUCACAAUGGGCCGUGGUAGCCAGACCACACUGAAGAGGAAUGACAGAGGCAGCAGAAUGACUUGGCACGAAGAUGAUGAUGUAUCAAUAUCAGAUGAUGGGGAACCACCACCUUGCAGCACUUUAAGAGCAUCUGAGAAGUCCACCAUGGAGCAACUGGUGGAGCAGUCCUGUUUCCGUGACUACCAGCGGAUGGGCCUCGGUACUAUCACAGCCAGCUCAUCUCGCUCCAAGUCGGGCGACCAGUUUAGGAUCACGGCUGUGAAUAGGCUUUAUUCACUUUGCCGCAGUUAUCCGGGUCUACUGGUGGUUCCCCAGGCCAUUCAAGACAGCAGUUUACACAAAGUGGCGCGAUGUUACCGGCACAACCGUCUUCCUGUUGUGUGUUGGAAACAUCCUCGCACUAAAGCUGUGCUGCUGCGCUCAGGAGGCUUCCACGGCAAAAGUGUGGUGGGAUUGUUUAAGUCACAGAAUCCCUCUUCAACAACGCCUGCAUCGUCCUCCGAGUCAUCCAGUAGCCUUGAACAAGAAAAGUAUCUGCAAGCCAUCCUUGACUCCAUUCCCAUUCACUUCAAGAUGAACGGCCAUAGCACCCUGUCGAACCGCUCCAUCGUAGGCCUCUCGCCAGGGAGCGAAAGGAGAACAUCCAGAAUGCCAAAGAUGGCUCCCGUCCAUUUAGACAUUCCCUUUUCAAGCAGCUUUACCAGAGGAGUGCUUGAGUACAGAGAUAAACUAUUCACUCACGCAAACCCAAAACCUACCAAUAAGGAGAGAAUCCACAACCAAGGCAUGUGGGCCAGUCUGCGCUCCAGCAGUAGGCUCAGCCAGCACCCACCCGCAGUGGAUGUGGGCGCCAGACUAGCAGGGAAGGAUUUGGCGCCCCCUGCAGGGAGUAACAGUCUACAAGCACAGCUACUCAAACAGCAAGCCGCGUUUUAUGUGUUCGGUGAAAAGUCACAUUUGAGGGGCCUCAGGGUUGACACCUCUCUGAACUGUGAACUGGUGCCGGUGGACUUUGCGGACAUGCGGCAAGUGAAAAGCUCCUUUAAGAAGCUGUUGAGGGCGUGCGCUCCCAGUGCCAACUCCUCCGACUCUGAAGACUCUUUCCUCAAAGUCUUGGAGGACUCGGAAUGGAUCCUGCAGCUUCACAAGAUCCUGCAGCUGGCUCUCAUUCUAGUGGAGCUUCUGGACAGCGGCUCAUCUGUGCUUCUCAGUCUGGAGGACGGCUGGGACAUCACCACACAAGUGGUGUCUUUAGUGCAGCUACUGAGCGACCCUUUCUACCGCACUCUGGAGGGCUUCCAGGUGCUGCUGGACAAAGAGUGGCUCUCCUUUGGCCACAAGUUUAGCCAACGAAGCAAUCUGAGUCCCAGCAGUCAGGGCAGCGGCGUCACGCCCAUCUUUCUGCAGUUCCUGGACUGUGUGCACCAGAUUUUAAUGCAGCAUCCUGCGGAGUUUGAGUUUAAUCAGUACUAUCUCAAGUUCCUGGCCUAUCACCACAUCUCCAACCGCUUCAAGAACUUCCUGUUGGACUCUGACUACGAGCGCUUGGAACAUGGGUUGUUAUUUGACGAUAAGGGUGACAAGCAGGCGAGGAAAGGCAUCUGCAUCUGGGAGUGCAUCAACAGGAUGCAUCGGCGCAGUCCAAUCUUCUUCAACUAUCUCUACAAUGCAUCAGAGAGCGAAAGCAUCCUCAAACCUUCGGUGGCCAUCCCCACCCUAACUAAAUGGGACUUCUUCACUGACGAGACGCUUUCGACGGGGCCGUGUUACGACUGGAGACUGAUGGCGACGAGGUCCGACAGCUCUGAGGAGCCCCACACCAUCUCCAGCAGCAAGAGGAGAAUCGUGUGGCCUUGCUACAGUAGCGUGAGCCGUGCUCAGCCCGACGCCAUCACCAAGCUGCUCGCUGACAUUGAGAAGCUGGAGGGAGAGCUUAACCAGACCCCCGAGAGAUGGCAAACCACUCUGGACCGAGUCCUCAUUAGUAUCCAGGAAGACCUUAAACAAGAAGCAAGUCUCUGCAAGCAGUCGCUGUCCAUUUCUGGCCUCAUUCCCACAUCCAGCCUGCAGGCUCUCCAGCGCCGCUCCAUGCUGCACCUGCCUGACAGCAGCCUUGCGGAGGACCACGGCACGGCCACGUCCAACGGGAUCAACCGCCGCGCUGCCACGCUUUACAACCAGUUCACCCCCAAGAGUGAGGAGAACAGGUCGUACGAGGGUGUCCUGUACAAACGUGGAGCCCUGCUGAAAGGUUGGAAGCCUCGCUGGUUCGUGCUGGACAUCACCAAGCACCAGAUGAGGUACUACGACACUGGCGAGGACAACAACUGUCGAGGUCACAUCGAGCUGGCGGAGGUGGAGUCGGUGCUCUUCGCUGCCCCGACCACAGGCGCUCCCAAACACAUCAGUGAAAAGGCUUUUUUUGACUUGAAGACCACCAAGAGAGUGUACAAUUUCUGUGCACCAGACGCAGCCAGCGCUCAGCUGUGGAUGGACAAGAUCCAGAACUGCAUCUCUGACGCAUGAGCCGCACCGCCAAGAGGUCAAGCGAGGUUAUCCGUGCCACGCCGUGCCGGGUGGGCCAGCGGGCAACAUCAGAGAUGGCUCAUCAUCCCCUCUUUCAGACAUUUUUCUUUUUAGGGACCGCAGCCGCCAGCACAACUCUCCCCUGUACCACCUCCAAGCAAUAUGAUUCGCUGGCCAACAAAAUUGUGGGCGCCUUUUUGUAAGAGAAGAAGUUCUAUUUCCCUACCAGGAGAAGUUACUGCUGCUUCGUGUUUAAUGCACAACAUGCAAGGCAAUUAGUUGCACUUAGGAACCGUAUGCACUCCCGAAGUGAGGCAAAAGCCAUUUUGUUAGCUUUUCCAUUCACACUACAUGUAAGUUGACCUGCAGCCAGGUUACAUGUUCAAUUAAAGAUGAAAGACAAACAACAAUUUGCACAGCCAGUUCAAAAGUUACCUGAUGUUCGUUUUGUAUUUAAAUGUUUUUGUUAAGUGUCCAUCAGGCCGAAUGACGUCGUUUGCGUGGCUUGUAAAUUAUUUUUUUAGGAACCAAUUCUGUGUACUUAUUUGUGUAAAUAUUUGUGAAGCCUUUCUCUCUUGUAAAGCAAACACUUUCUAACUUUCCUGAUGUGACUAAUAAUGUUUUUUUGUUUUUUAAAAGUUACUGGUGCAAAUACCAAUGUGGCCUGUUCCUCUUUGUCAAAGAUGAGUUUUUGUCUUUUUAAAGCUUUUAAUGAAACAAAUAUGUCUUUCACUAUUGCAUCAAAAGAAAAUGAAGCUAUUCAAAGAUAUCAGAAGCGUUGUUACGGUAUAUUUUUACUGUGUACUUGUGCAGACACUAAUUGUUUUUUUCUUUGGGAAAUAAAUCAACUAUACUUGAAAUGCA